AUGACUCCAGUCCCCAAUACGUCGUUGGCUCGUCGGGUUCAGGACUAUGCUCGAGAGCAUCUCCCAGCAUGUCUGACGAUGAAGUACUACUAUGUCCGGGACUCGCAGUUUGCGGACGAAACCUACUUCCUUACUGUAUUUUGCAUGAUAUCGGCACCACGCCAGAGGCUCUCGGCACCACUCAUCUCGGCUUCGAGAUUUACAGUGGCCGAGGGGGCAGCUGAAGCCAUCAUUCGCCAUCAAGAUCCCUGCAAGAUGGGAUCCAUUACCACAGUAGGACAGUUGAUCCCGCUGGCCUCCAUCCUCGUACGGGUGUGCAUUCGCAGUUGGUGCACCACGAUACUGUGCGCUAUGCCAUCCAGCAUUUCCCGCCGUUGCGGUGGAGCGAAUUGUUUUGGCAACACGGUGCUUCAAGAGAACCGGCACAAACCCUGGGCUCACACCACGACUCUGGGUGAGGAUGAUUUCCCAGACAACAUUCUGGGUAAUGCACAUGCUGCGCCGUUCGAGCAGAACGAGCGAUAG
Molecule: messenger RNA, 525 nt
Organism: Aspergillus tanneri
Lineage: Eukaryota; Fungi; Ascomycota; Eurotiomycetes; Eurotiales; Aspergillaceae
Exons: 3
Coding region: 1-525 (174 amino acids)
Source: RefSeq, a predicted model, not a curated record